Molecule: messenger RNA, 1539 nt
Organism: Spinacia oleracea (spinach)
Lineage: Eukaryota; Viridiplantae; Streptophyta; Magnoliopsida; Caryophyllales; Amaranthaceae
Exons: 2
Coding region: 12-1376 (454 amino acids)
Molecular function (GO): DNA binding
Source: RefSeq, a predicted model, not a curated record
UUAAACGUAUAAUGCGAAGAAUUUACGGUGAUUUGAGGCUAAGACAAAUUAACAUGGCCGGGAAGAACUUUAAAUCAAAAACAUUGAAAAGAACUACAGAUAACGCUACAAUGGAAGAAAAAGUCACUAGAGCGAAUGCCAUAAAGUGGAUGAAGGAAUGGCAAGCAGAGCUAAGCAUGGAAGCAAGAGAAAUGGCCAUAGAAGAGCUGAAAGAAUGUGACAAGGUUACAGAUAAGUGGAAAGAUAUUAAAAAAAAAGUUGGAUCACGAAAGAAUUUUCUGGAAAUCGUUAAAGCUGAUUUGUUCAACAAAAAGGGAAAGGAAACGGAAACGGAAACGAAGAAGAUGAGUUGUUCAGAAAAGUUUGUGUCAAGUUCAUCAUCGUCGUCAACAACUUCUAAUAGUAAAGAUUCAUUGGAAUAUAAUAAUAAAAAACACCCUUUUUUGCAACAAUUGAUAUUACACCAGUUGGGAAAACUUCAUCAGGAAAAGCUUCCGCCACCGCCACUUCCGCCGUCGCCACUUCCGUCGUCGCCGCCACCGUCGCGGUUUCAAUCUCGUUUACCUGGUAAAAAGUCUGCACUAUCUGAUUUAAGAAAAAAGUCGUUGAUGGGAGUAAUAAUACAAGAGGAGGAGGAAGAAGAUGAAGAUGAAUAUGUACCUGAACUAAUGGAACUAAAUCAAAAGUCGCCGCCGUCGUUGUUUCCGUCGUCCACAUCACCGGAGAAGAAAAGAAAGCAGCCGGCGACGUUGAGGGAAGAAGAACACGAACGGUCACUAGGACGACUAACUCAAAGGUUCUCAGAAACAACUAUGGCAUCUUCAUCAACCUCAUCACCAAUCCUAACCCUAAACCUAAAAAAAAAGAAUAUUAAUAACAAUGAUACAAAAUUACGGGUUAGACUUAGGGUUGUUACACCACCACCCGCGGCGGCUCCACCCGAUGAGUUCAUUAGAAUAAUAAGGGCAUACAAAGGUACGAACGUGAAACUGGUGAUAGAGAAGCCAAUAACUAAUAGUGAUUGUGACAACGGACUAGAUAGGUUUAAUUUUGGGUUUACAAAUAUCGUGUCACGGAAUAUUCUCCGUGAAAAUGAGAAGGAAAGUUUGGGAAAAGAAGGGAUACAUAAACAGAGUAUUGUGGUUAUGUUGAUUGAGCCAUCACUAGAGGUAACAUCCAUUGAUUUGAGGUGUUGGAAAGUGGGUUAUGUUCUCACAAAUAGUUGGAGGAGAGUGAAGGAGAGGAAUAAGAUAGAAGUAGAGCAAAAUUUUCAAAUUUGGUCUUUUAGAUAUGUUGGAGAGGAUAGAGUAGGGGAUAAGCUUGGGUUUGCUCUUGUUCCGGCUCCAAAGUCGGUUCCGGUUCGGCUUCAUAAUUAGGCCUUGUUCGUCGGAUUGAAGAUGUACUUCGUACUACUCUGUUUCAAAAAGAUCUUUACACUUACUAUUUGCACGGAAUCCGGUGCAAUAUUUGACCGUUAAUGUAUCCAAUUUUGUACGACAACAAAUUAUGAAAAUUUGAUAUUUAUAAAAUACAAUUUGA